ACGCACAACUACUAGUCUACAAAUGGCUUAAGAGUCUGCGUUUUCCGGAUGGACAUGCAUCGAACAUAUCAAGGCUGGUUAAUAUAGAGGACUGCAGAUUGUAUGGAAUGAAGAGUCAUGACUGCCACGUGUUUAUGCAAACACUCAUCCCAUUAGCUUUUCGUGAUUUGUUGCCAAAGGGAAUAUGGGAUGCACUCACGGAGAUCAGUCAUUUCUUUAGAGAUAUAUGCUCCAGCAAGUUGAAUGUUGAUCACAUUGAGAGGCUUCAAACGAAUAUCGUCGAGACACUAUGCAAACUUGAGAUGAUAUUCCCUCCAUCAUUUUUUGACUCAAUGGAGCAUCUCCCUAUACAUCUACCGUUCGAGGCAAAAGCUGGAGGACCGGUCCAAUAUAGAUGGAUGUACCCAUUCGAACGGUACUUGUUUAAUCUCAAGAAAAAGGUUAAGAACAAGGCGCAUGUUGAGGCUUCGAUAUGUGAGGCCUAUAUUGUUGAGGAGAUCUCAACAUUUAUCUCAUACUAUUUCGAACCUCAUAUGAGAACGAGAAUCAAUCGCGUUCCACGGCAUGAUGAUGGCGGUGAAGUGCCUUCCAGUGGGAACUUGUCAAUAUUCUCCAAUACUGGACGACCCACACCUAAAAAUGCCGUAAGAGGAAGAUAUUUGUCGGAAAUAGAGUUCAAACAAGCACACAACUAUGUUCUAUUUAACUGUGAUGAAUAA
Molecule: messenger RNA, 719 nt
Organism: Populus trichocarpa (black cottonwood)
Lineage: Eukaryota; Viridiplantae; Streptophyta; Magnoliopsida; Malpighiales; Salicaceae
Exons: 3
Coding region: 108-719 (203 amino acids)
Source: RefSeq, a predicted model, not a curated record